Messenger RNA from Xyrauchen texanus (razorback sucker), 2078 nucleotides. RefSeq names its product protein lifeguard 1-like. Bases 52 to 990 code for a protein of 312 amino acids. Gene Ontology annotation, biological process: negative regulation of apoptotic signaling pathway. The record is from RefSeq and is a predicted model, not a curated record. The transcript is spliced from 7 exons. NCBI's taxonomy places the organism in Eukaryota, Metazoa, Chordata, Actinopteri, Cypriniformes, Catostomidae. Gene Ontology annotation, cellular component: Golgi apparatus; endoplasmic reticulum; membrane.
UCUCUGUGUGCACUAACCUAAAGUAGGACAGGACUGAGGGGGAAAAAAAGGAUGACGGACAAACAGAGCCACGAUACUGCGACUGAGAGUGUUCCUAACUGUGGAACAGCCCCAACAAUGUAUGAUCCCCCUCCAUACAUGCCCCCUCCGUAUCCUGUGGUCCCUGUCAUGUACCCCACACCCAAUCUUGCACAAGGUGGCUAUGUUGCACCCAACCUGCCACCAGAGGAGGCCGGCUUCAGCAAAACAGAAGAACCAAGUGCAUCUGUAGUCAUGACAGGUGUCUCUUAUCCAGCUGAGGAAACUGAAAUGUUUGUGUCAGCAUUUGAGGAUGAAACGAUUCAGAAAGCUUUUAUAAGGAAAGUGUUCAGUGUGGUAACACUGCAGUUGCUAGUCACCUUCACUGUGGUCUGUGUUUUCACCUUCUCAAGCACAGUCAAGGCAGCUGUGCAGAAACAUAUUUGGGUGUACCUCAGCUCAUACAUUGUCUUUACAGUGGUGGGUGGGUGUCUUGCUAUAUUUUCCAAAUUUAGUCGUGCUCAUCCCUGGAACCUGCUGGGACUGUCAUUGGUCACUCUGAGUCUGUCCUACAUGGUGGGAACUGUAGCCUCAUAUCACAACACAACUUCUGUGAUCAUUGCUUUAGGAUCAACUCUGGUCAUCUCAUUUACCAUCAUCAUUUUCUCAGCCCAGACUCGUGUGGACUUUACUAUUUGUAAUGGCAUUCUGCUUGUACUUUCUGUCGAUUUACUCAUGUUCGGAUUCUUCAGCAUCUUUUUCUACUCCAGUGUUCUGCAAAUUGUCUAUGGAUGUCUGGGAGCCCUUCUUUAUGCACUGUUCCUGGCAGUGGACUGUCAGUUGGUGAUGGGCAGAGAGAAAUACAGCCUUAAUCCUGAAGAGUACAUCUUUGCUGCUUUAAUAAUCUACCUGGAUAUCAUUAUGAUAUUCCUCUACAUACUUAUGAUUUUAGGUGGAGGUUCCAAAAACUAAACCCAUACAUAUAUAUCCAUGCACACAUACAUGCAGACACAAACACAUUAACAUAUUCAGUACAUUACACACACUCAGUGGCGCUCCAAAUCUGCACACAGUAUAAGCACAGUACAUGAAAUCUUGUUUUCAAAAGGAUUUAAGCAAACCACAGCAGUUUAUCCAGAAUGCUGCAGCCUGGCUGAUAUUCAACUGACCAAGUGCUCUCACGUCACACCUCUGCAACACGCUACAAAAAUACUUGUCCUGGCAUGCAAGGCAGUCAAUCAAUGGACAUGCACUCUCCUACACAGUUUCUUGUUCCUGUUCUGAUGCCUAGACUAACCCAGUUCGACUGACCUCCACAACAUGCUUUGUCACACCCUCACCUCAUAGCCCCUCCAACAGAGCUAAGAAAUUUGCUUACUCAAAUAGUAGAAUCAACUUCCCCUACACAAUCUUCAUUCGGGUGCAGGUUCAAGGCUUGUCUCUUUAAACAAUAUUUGGAUUAAUUUAACAAUAGCUUGUGGUGGCUAUUAAAAAGAUGGAACUUGUUUAUAUUUGUUCAGGGCACACUUCUUUUACUAGCAGAUAAUCUUUAUGUAUGUCAUCUGUUGAUCACAAUUUGUGAAGCUAAAGCACUUAUUGUAAGAUGCUUUGGAUAAGAGUUUUUGCUUAAUGCUUUAAAUUUAAAUGACUAGUUCCCAGUAAUAAACACAGAAAACAUGUGGAUCAUGAAAUCCUUUAAAACUUAUACUCCACUAUAAUAAUGUGAUUGUACUCUUUCUUAUUUAUGCUUUAAUUAAAUCAAUGGUAAUGCUUUCCAAGGUUCCAUUUGUUAACAUGAAAUAACAAUGAACAAUACAUUUUACAGCACUUCUUAAUAUUGGUUAAUGUUAAGUUCAACAAAUACUAACAUCUUUUUUUAAAUGAAAUGUUCUUAAUUAUAUUGCACUAUGAAAUAACAUGAACUAACAAUGAACAAUUGCAUUUUUUUUUCAUUAACGCAUGCUUUUAUAUGCAAUAAAAAAAUGUAUGUUCUUUAUUUGUUCAUGAUACGUAAUGCAUUUACAAAUGGUAACAAGUACAACCUUAUUGUAAAAUUUUAC